Molecule: messenger RNA, 263 nt
Organism: Paraglomus brasilianum
Lineage: Eukaryota; Fungi; Glomeromycota; Glomeromycetes; Paraglomerales; Paraglomeraceae
Source: the annotation of a GenBank genome assembly
AUGUGCGCAAAACCGAGUGAUUUGUUGAAUGACUUAUCUAAUGACCUCAGCCAAUUGCUCGAUAACAAAGACAGUUGUGAUGUCACCAUAUUCGUCGGGGAGGAGCCAGAUAUGAAAGAGUUGAAGGCACAUUCAUUGAUCUUACGUAUACGUUCCCCACAUUUAAAAACGCUUCUGUCAAAUGAAAGAUCUAGUACUGAUGGAAGGAAUUCUGUUAUAAUUAAACACACCAUUGCGCCUGCAGUUUUUGAAUCGAUACUCAG